This is a messenger RNA of Coturnix japonica (Japanese quail), 1269 nucleotides long. RefSeq names its product peptide deformylase, mitochondrial (gene PDF). NCBI's taxonomy places the organism in Eukaryota, Metazoa, Chordata, Aves, Galliformes, Phasianidae. Gene Ontology annotation, cellular component: mitochondrion. Gene Ontology annotation, biological process: peptidyl-methionine modification; N-terminal protein amino acid modification. Gene Ontology annotation, molecular function: peptide deformylase activity. The record is from RefSeq and is a predicted model, not a curated record.
CCCGCCGCGGUUGUUCUUGGAGCCGUCGCAGUUUCUCCUCCCCGCCGUCAGGGGUCGCUCCGCCGCCCUCCCCUCCCCCGGCUCCUGUCCAUGCGCUCCGCCCCACAUCCGCCGUCAUGGCGGCGGUGCUGUACCGGCUGCUCCCGUUCCGCGCUCCGGUUCAGUGCCGUUCCUGCGGUGCCGAGCCGGGCAGUGGCUGGGCGGCGCUGCGGCCCCGCUCGUACUGGCAGACUUUGCGCCGCCGGCUCCGUGGUCCCGCCCGCCCGCCGUUCUCGGAGCCGAUCCAGGUGGGCGCCCCGGUGCUUCGCGCCGCCGCCGCCGCCGUGAGCCGGGACCAGCUGGGCGGCCCCGAGCUGCGGGCGCUGGUGUCGGCGCUGUGCGCGGGGCUCCGGGCCGGGCCGUGCGUGGGGCUGAGCGCUCCGCAGCUCGGGCUGCCGCUCCGGGUGUUCGCCGCGUCGCUGCCGCCCGAGCGCUGCCGCCGUUACCCCGCCCCGCUGCGCCGCGCGCUGCGCAUCGAGCCCUUCCCGCUGCGCGUCCUCGUCAACCCCGAGAUGCGCGUGUUGGACGCGCGCACCGUCACCGCGCCCGAGGGCUGCGCCAGCGUCCGCGGCUUCUCCGCCUGCGUCCCGCGGCACUGGGCCGUGCACGUCACCGGGGUGGAUGAGAACGGGGACCCGGUGAGCUGGGAGGCGACCGGCUGGGCCGCCCGCAUCGUGCAGCACGAGAUGGACCACCUGGACGGCGUGCUCUACAUCGACCGCAUGGACAGCCGCACCUUCGCCAACACCGCCUGGAGUCAGCUCCUCGACUGAGCCCCGGCACCGCGGGGUACGGCACCGCUGUACGGCACCACGGGGUACGGCACCACGGGAUGCGGCCCCCACCUGCCCCUCGGAGCCGCUUUUCUAUCCGGGAAUGGGGCUGUGCAGGCGGGGGCUGCCCGUCUCCUGUAGCACCUGGACCGCGGGAGGGGCUGGGGCUGGGAGCUGCCGGGCAUGGAAGGAAACGAGGAGGGACCCAGAUCCCAGCGGCCCUUCUAGAACGUGCUGCUUGUGGGGCAAAGGCUGCUCAGUGCACUGCACCUGCAGCAAAGGGCUGUGGGUGUGGGGGGGGUAUCCCUAACACUGGGCCCCUCCGCAGUCCCAAAGCCUUGCUGUGCCGUGCAGUGGGCAGGCACUGGGUGAAGCUUUCAGAUUGUUUUAUUUUCAUAUAAACAAGACAGAACCCAAAGCAGCAUUAAUUUAAAAAAUAAAAAAAAAGAAAAAAGAG